This is a messenger RNA of Humulus lupulus (European hop), 615 nucleotides long. RefSeq lists its product as uncharacterized. The coding region runs from base 1 to 615 and encodes 204 amino acids. Lineage: Eukaryota; Viridiplantae; Streptophyta; Magnoliopsida; Rosales; Cannabaceae. The record is from RefSeq and is a predicted model, not a curated record. The transcript is spliced from 2 exons.
AUGAGUAAGAGCGCUAAUGAAGCUUAUGAUCUGUUUGAAGAAAUGGCUAUGAAUAACUAUCUAUGGCCAUUAGAAAGAGAAACCACUAAGAAGGAGAGACUCCAAAAGAACUGUCUUGACAAGCAGUUUGCAAAGCUCUUAGAGGUAUUCAAGAGACUGCAUAAUAACAUCCCCUUUGCAGAAGCAUUAGAACAGAUGCCUAAUUACGUUAAAUUUAUGAAAGUUAUCUUAUCAAAGAAGAGAAAGAUGGAGGAUUAUGAAACUGUGGCAUUGACUGAAGAGUUUAGUGCUAUUUUGCAAAGGAAGCUUCCACAGAAGUUGAGAGAUCCUGGAAGUUUCACAAUCCCAUGUACAAUUGGUAACUUUGAGUGUAAACAUGCACUAUGUGAUUUGGGAGCUAGCAUAAAUCUCAUGCCUCUAUCAGUAUUCAAAAGACUUGGUUUGGGUGAGGCAAAGCCAACCACUGUUACACUACAGUUGGCGGAUCGAUCACUGGCUCAUCCGAGGGAGAUCAUAGAAGAUGUGCUAGUAAAGGUCGACAAAUUCAUUUUCCCUGCAGAUUUUAUUGUGAUGGAUAUGGAGAAGGAUGCAAAUGUCCCAAUUUUUCUUGGGUGA